Chenopodium quinoa (quinoa) is the source of this 2282-nucleotide messenger RNA. RefSeq names its product probable inactive receptor kinase At1g27190. The coding region runs from base 257 to 2065 and encodes 602 amino acids. Gene Ontology annotation, molecular function: ATP binding; protein kinase activity; protein binding. Lineage: Eukaryota; Viridiplantae; Streptophyta; Magnoliopsida; Caryophyllales; Amaranthaceae. The transcript has a single exon. The record is from RefSeq and is a predicted model, not a curated record. Gene Ontology annotation, biological process: protein phosphorylation.
AAAAAUAAAAAAAGAAAAAGUUAACUUAAAAUUUUUAAAAAACUAUAGUUUGAACACACUUUGACCCUUUCACUCAAUCAUUAGCCUAAAUAACAAACAAUUUCCAAUCUCUCUCCUAAAACGACAUCAUUUCAUUCCAAUUUUUUCACUUUUUAGUUCUUCCUUCCUCAUCUUCCAAAGAAAAGCUGCUUCCUUUACUCUACUCUACUUCCAUGGCUUCCCUGAAAUCUUAAAUUCCUAUUAAAAAAAAAGAAAAAUGUCGGCUUUCUAUUUUCCCUUCAUUUUCUCUCUCCUCUUUUCUCUUUUUGUGACGCUUUCUCUCUCCUUCGACGACGACGUAAAAUGCUUACAAGGCGUAAAAUCGUCGCUUUCAGACCCACAAAACCGUCUCUCAAACUGGCACUUUGACAACACUUCCGUCGAUUCAAUCUGUCGACUUACCGGCGUUUCUUGCUGGAAUGAAAAGGAAGACCGUCUUCUUUCUCUUCAACUUCCGACGAUGAGUCUCGCCGGAAAAAUCCCUUCUUCGCUUCAGUUUUGCCGGAGUUUACAGACCCUUGUACUUUCCGGCAAUCAAAUCUCCGGCGAAAUCCCACCUCAAAUCUGUGAUUGGUUGCCUUAUUUAGUAACCCUAGAUCUUUCUGGAAACGAGCUCUCAGGUUCGAUUCCACCCCAGAUCGAAAAUUGCAAGUUUUUGAAUAGUUUGAUUUUGAGUGAUAAUAAGCUUUCUGGGUCUAUCCCUUUUGAAUUGGGUAGGUUAGAUAGGCUCAAGAAGCUUUCACUUGAUAAUAAUCGACUUAAGGGUUUGAUCCCAGAUGAUUUGGGUAAGUUUGGGAAAGAUGGGUUUAGUGGGAAUGAUGAACUUUGUGGGAAUGUUGUUGGAUUAAGAUGUGGGGCAAAUGGUAAUCUUAGGGUUGUGAUUCUUGGUGGUGUGAUUGGUGGUGUUGGUUCGCUUUUGUUAGGGUUUAUGAUUUGGUGGUGGUGUUGUUGGGAUCAUAGAAAGAAGGAAGAAGAUGUUUUUGAUGGUGAAAAAGGUGGGAAUUUUGUGGGUUGGGUUGGGAAAUUGAGGUCUAAUAAGAAUGCUCAAGUGGUGUUCUUUCAGAAACCUAUUGUGAAGAUUCGAGUGGCGGAUUUGUUGAUUGCUACGAGUAGUUUUAGUGAUGGAAAGAUCGUUAAUACCACGAAAACCGGGGUUUCGUAUGGGGCGGUGUUGAGUGAUGGAUCGGCAUUGGCGAUUAAGAGGUUAAGAGGGUGUAAUAAGGUGAGUGAGAAGCAGUUUAGGUCGGAGAUUCAUAGGUUAGGGCAGCUUAGGCACCCGAAUUUGGUGCCUUUAUUGGGGUUUUGUUGUGUGGAGGAUGAGAAAUUGGUGGUGUAUAAGGAUAUGAGUAAUGGGAAUUUACAUUCAUGGUUGCACUCAGGAGUUAAUCAGGAUAGUGUGUUGGAUUGGCGAGCUCGGGUUAAGAUUAGUGUUGGGGCUGCUAGAGGGCUAGCUUGGCUCCAUCAUGGUUGCCAGCCCCCGGUCAAGCACCAAAACAUAUGCUCGAAUGUGAUUCUACUUGAUGAUGAUUUCGAUGUUAGGAUCACUGAAUUCGGGUUAGUUAGGCUCAUGGGUAUCGGGAACUCCAAUGGCAGCUCGGUUGCCAAUGGGGACUUUGGAGAGUUUGGUUACGUCCCACCUGAGUAUGCGAGCACAUUGGUUGCGUCGUUGAAGGGUGAUGUUUAUGGGUUUGGAGUAGUCCUAUUGGAACUGGUUACUGGUCAAAAGCCCCUUGAAGUUAAUAAUGCAGGGGAAGGCUUUAAAGGGAGCUUGGUUCAUUGGGUGACUUAUCUGUCUAGCUCUGGUAGGAUUAAGGAUGCAAUUGAUAAGUCCUUGUGUGGGAAGGGCAACGACGAUGAGAUUAAGCAGUUGCUUAGAGUUGCUUGUUCAUGUGUGGCUUCGAGGCCCAAGGAUAGACCUUCUAUGUUCCGGGUGUACGAUUCCCUGAAGAACUUGGCUGAGAAUCACGGUUGCUUAGAGCAGUACGAUGAGUUCCCUAUGAUCUUGAAUGAACAAGAUCUUGAUUAAAUUGAUUCUUAACAUGUUAAUUUUCAUGGUUUGGUUCGAAAUUAAACUUCUUUGUUGUAUUUGUUGCUGUGUUCUUGGAGCUUUUCAAGUUCAUGGGGUUUUCCAAUUCCUGCAGCUUUUAUCUUUCUCUGUCUCCUCCAUUGUUGGAAUUUCCUGUAUAAUACAAAAUUUUGUAUGUUAUCACCUUUCUUUAUUGUCAGCUUCCAUUGUUCUUUCA